Bipolaris victoriae FI3 is the source of this 768-nucleotide messenger RNA. RefSeq lists its product as hypothetical. The record is from RefSeq and is a predicted model, not a curated record. The annotation marks the transcript as partial. The transcript has a single exon. NCBI's taxonomy places the organism in Eukaryota, Fungi, Ascomycota, Dothideomycetes, Pleosporales, Pleosporaceae.
CCUGAAUACAAUAUAUUAAAAACAGCAGGUUCUAAUCUAGGAUAUAAACAUACUGAACCCUCUCUUAAACUUAUGAGUAUUGCAUCCAAAAGUAGAAAUGAAUUAGAAGAAGUUAUUAAGUUAAAAAGAGAGGUUAUGUUAGGCCGAAAGUUAUCUAAAGACCAUCUAGAAAAUAUGGCUAAAAAUAACCCAUUUAGAGUGCCGAUAAUUCUUUCUAAUCUCGAAACAGGUAAGAGUGAAGAAUUUACUUCUAUGAUAAAGGCUGCUCAGUUUUUAGGUGUUGAUAUGACUACUGUUAAGAGGUAUUUAAUGAAUAAUAAGCCAUGCAAAGGCUAUAUGAUUACUAAAGCUACUUCUAUUUCAGAUUCCUCUUCUUCCUCUAAUCUAACUAAUUCAAGACAGGCUGUAUUAAUAACUAAUGAUGUUUUAGGUAUUACCAAAGAAUUCUCUACAAUGAAAGCUGCAUACCAAUUUUUGGGUAUAUCUCAUAAACGACUUUUAAAUUGUUUAAAUAAUAACGAGUCUUCGUUUUCAAAUGGACAAGUUGACACCAUUAAAGGGUACACUGUAACCAAGCUAGACUCCGUUAAACGAGAAGGUAAAGGUAUAGAAGUUACUAAUAUUAAUACAAAUGAAGUCAUUAAAUAUUCUUCGCUUAGUUCAGCAGCUGAAGCUAUAGGAAUAUCUCCGUCUAGUAUUUCAACAGCUUUCAGCUGUUGGAAACGAACUACUUCGUUUAGAGGUAUUUACCUUUUUAAAUUAAUUUAA